Penicillium antarcticum is the source of this 156-nucleotide messenger RNA. RefSeq lists its product as uncharacterized. The record is from RefSeq and is a predicted model, not a curated record. Lineage: Eukaryota; Fungi; Ascomycota; Eurotiomycetes; Eurotiales; Aspergillaceae. The coding region runs from base 1 to 156 and encodes 51 amino acids. The transcript is spliced from 2 exons.
AUGAGUCCAAUCGAGAUAUCUGGCCUCAGGGACGUCGCUAUUGAGGAAUACGUCAGUGACGUGAUGCUCGAGAAUGGCCUUGACCUCGAGCAGGCCUACAAGGAUCAGGAUCCAAACCUGUUCAUUGUGAAAGGAAUGAAGAUAGGCAUCGCCUGA